UCUAGAGUUCGAAACAUGUGUGAAACAAAAAAGAUAUGCGCAUUUUGAUGAUAUUAGUAGCAAAACAAAUGCUCUUAAACCUUUUCAUAUAUCACAAACUGGUAUGUUACGGUUUUUUCAAUGAGCAUGAAAUCAAGAUUAUGUUGGUGAACAUGAGUUUCACUAUACAGUAACAUUCAGAAGAUACUCAUCUUUAGAAAAUUGUGAUUAACCUUGUAUCUAUAUAUUGUCUAUGAUGGGUUUUCAUGUCCAUUGCUUCGAUAAAUAACGGUUUUCGAUAAAUCUGAUAUAUUAUUUCUCCAGUCAACCAUGGUGGAAGAUGUUAUCCUAAUGUUUUUCCCCGUCUAAAUGCUUGACCAUUUCUCCUAUAGGGAUGAUCUGCAUCCAAAAACUGUCAUAAUCAAACCAACCAUGUUUUUGUCUAUGAUUCAUCCAACCUGACAAUAUGUAAUACGCUGGAUAAUCACUUAUUGUCCACAUUAACAUUGCUCACAUUUUGAAUUUUUUUUUCCUAUAAAUAUCAAGCGCCUCCACAACAUCCUUUCAUAAGCUAUGCAAUUCUUCCAUCAACGGUUGAAGGUAAAUGUGUAGGUUUUUCUUUGGUUGUUUGGGAUCGGGCACUAGUACCAAAAGAAAAAAAAACUUUUUUUUUCAUGCACAUUCCCAAAAUUACAAUAAUGUACCAAACAUAAUAUAUUUCACCAUUUAUACCAAUCGGAUUAAACUCAUAUGUUGAAAACGACAGAUAAAUAUUACUGACUUUCAGCAGCCACAGCUGGAUAUACCUCAUUAAAAUGCUUCCACGCUAUGGCAUCAGAUGAGUGAUACAUCUCGCCUUCUGGAGACGCAUGUUCCUUAUGCCACCACAUAUUGGAAGUUACUGCCUCGAGUUGAUAUAGACGCUUCAGACGAUCUGAAAUUGGCAUGUGAAACAUUCUGUAUUUUGGUAUGUUAUUUUCCUUUGCCAUUGGUCGGAUGGUAUCAAUCUUCACCACAAAACUGACAACAGACCAACUUCGAAUUUCUCCCUUCAAAAAUAGUGUACCAUUCUUCUCGUAGGCAUCAAUCUUCUUGACUGGUAACCCAAACGCUCAUGUCAGCGUCUUUGGUUUGUAAUAUGAUGAUGGAGCUUUAUUCGGCUGCGGAUCAAAUAUCUCAUCAACACGUUUUUACGUCGAAUUUUAAUCUGUCUUUACUUUCAUCAUACGCGAAGCAACAUACAACUAAGAAAUUUAUUCUUCAAAUCUAUCAUAAAUCAAUUGACUAGCCGCUUCAAGUGCUUCAAAAACACUAUCAUGAUAUGGCUACGAAAUGUCCUUCUCUUCCAUAGUUUCCCUCAUGUAUUGAGGAAAUAUGUCUUCUCCCAUGUACGCAUAAAGUGAAAAAUCCCAGACGGGUGCGGGUAAUUUUAUUUUAGGUUGUUGGUUUUUUAUAUGAGUUUUAUACUUUUAGAGAUUUAGAUGUUAUUUUUAGGAUUAAGUGUUAAUUUAGCUUUCAGAUGUUAUUUUUAAGAUUUAGAUGUUAAUUUUAGGAUUAGUUAUUUUAAUUUUUUUGUGAAAUAUGCAAUUUGUUUUUCAAAUUUAAACAUAUUUUGGAUUUUAAAAUAAUUAAGUUAUUUUCAAAACAUUGUUUACAUUUUACCAAUUUCUUAUUUUUUAUAAAUAUUUUCAAUAAAUAAAACAUGUUGUAAAUAUUUUAUAAUAAAAAUUGUUUUGCAAAAAAAAUAUUUUUACAAGUUCCCAAAAUCUUUUAAGAAGUUGUAUAAACAAAAAGAAUAGAUCAAAAGUAAUAUUUUAUUGAUCAAUAGAGCAUGAGUACAUCAUACUGGUCCGGAAACCCUAGUUCUAGUUGUAUGAUUCUAUAAUCGAAGUGUAUAAUAGUCGAUCUUCUUCUUCUAGGGUUGAAUAGUCCCUUUUGUAGGAAAUUGUAGUAUAAAUCUAGGUUAGAUCCUUUGCCCAAAAAAAAUCUCUAGGUUAGAUCCUUUCCAUAUGAAUUAAUUAUGUUGUUUUCAAAAAAAUUUCAAAACAUUGUUUACAUUUUAAAAUUUUAUUAAAUUCUUUAUAAAUAUUUUCAAUAAUAAAAAAAAAGUUUUAAAUAUUUUAUAAUAAAAAUGGUUUUGCAAAAUUUUGUUUUUAACAAGUUCCCAAAAUCUUAUAAGAAGUUGUAUAAACAAGAAGAAUAUAUCAAAAUAAUUUUUUAUAGAGCAGGAGUACAUCAUAUUGGUCCAUAAACCUUAGUUCUAGUUGUAUGAUUUUAUAAUCGAAGUGUGUAAUAGUCGAUCUUCUUAUUCUAGGGUUUAAUAGUCCCUUUUAUAGGAAACUGUAGUAUAAAUCUAGGUCAGAUCCUUUCCAUAUCCCGAAAAUAUGGAAUAUCUCUCUUUAAUAAAAACAAAUUCCAUUUUACCCAUAGACAUCAGGAAAAUGUGCCUGGAAGCUGCAAGUCAUCUACGUAGAAGAAGAAGGUCGAUGUCCUGCACAGUAUCUGAUGUGGUUUCAGAAUCAGAUACGUAAAUCAUGCUCCUACGUUCAUACGGGUGAGCAGACUUCUGAUGGUUUUGACCGUUGACCGAGUGGGAAAGUUGUUUAUCCAUUUUUGGCCUUCGACUCUUAACAUCAUAACGUUUUCUUCUGGAAUUUCAGCUCCACAUAUGAAAGAUCCAUUUUCACUGCACCUAAUUGGAAGAAGGCCCUAUUUCAGCGAAAUUAUUGUGUGACAUGCUGGAAUUGAUUAUUUGGGUCUGACGACCGAUAUCCUUCUCGGUAUUCCUAUCAUUCCCUUCAUUUAUGUCAGACUGACCAUCUCCAUAUGCCUGAAAGUUGUCUCAACAAACCGAACUAGCUGAUCUGAUUAAAAUCCAACCCCACAAUAUCAGACACAGCCUCUUGAUGGACCCCCAUCGGAUUGUUGACAUGACUAGACCCACCGAAUAGAUCUGAGCCUGGACUUGGUGAUGACACCUUCUAUUUCCCUUUCCUUGGACAUUUACAGAUCGAAGACAUUUGGUUUUGAAGAACAAAUGAAGAUAAUUAAAACAAAAUGUUUUCGAUCUGUAAAUUUCCGAGGAAAGGGAAAUAGCAAAACAAAAUGAAGAUAAUUUGUUUUGGAGAAUUUGGAUAGAUUUACGGCAGCAGGCAGGAAAAUAAUUAAAAGGCGAAUAAGAUAAAGAGAUGGUUUGAGAGAGAAACUACCUUUCAAUCGCAGGAAGAAAUGAGGGAACAAGAAAAUGAAGCUCUACUUAUAAAUUUAUGGCACUAACAACAAAGAGACGAAACCAUUAGGUCUAAAAACCUAAGGCGGACACACGAUUCCUACCAUUUCAGGGAAUAGAUUCCACUUCUCUAUGAAAACCAUGAUACGGUUUGUGAUUAAUCCAUCAGUUAUUAGUAACCGGGAUUUAAUCGGUUCAGGGCUAGACCGGAUUGGUUCAUUUCGGCACCCGGAGAUGGAAGAUCAUCUUAAUUUGGAAGAUAAACGCCGAGUUCUUUUACCCUUUAAAAACUUCUUACAAAUCUAUCGAGAUAAGUUUUUCCUCUUAGGAUGAAUUGGGGGAAGGGACUUAUCAUUGGAGAUUGAUUAUCCUUCGGAUAAUGCCCAUCAAAAAAUAUUAGUCGGCCUAAUUGAGUAAGUUGGCAAGAGCUUAUGCCAACUUGGAGACAAAAAAGAAAGUCGAGUAUAUAAAGAGAAGACCGAGAAAGCCAUUAUUUACAAACACACGCUUCUCGACACAAGAGCUAGGGUUUUCACUAUUCUCUUUGUUCUUGCCAAGCUAAUCAUCUUUUCACAUAAAUUUUUUUUUUACUCUUUUAAUGUGUCUCUUUAUUAAUCAAUAAAAAUCUUUUAAAUAAUUCACCAUCAAAUUUUUGUACACAUCCUGUACAUGCCGAUUCAGAUUAAACAUCAACAAAUAAACCCAACGAUACACUUUCGUCGGAAAUACACUGAUUUUUCUUUGUAGUGAAAGGAUUUUAUAGUAGUGUAGUAAGUUGUCUCACAUACUGGGCUAAUGCUACUGCACUUUACACAUGGACAUCAUUCUCACAAUGGGUCUCUCUGCGUGAUAACGUUGUAAGUUGGACACUGAAAAGUUUAGCAGAUCAGGCGACACUCUCAAGUCUAUAGACUGAAAGGACACAAGCGUUUUCAUGAAAACCAAGCUCAGACACCUACUGCAAUCUUCAAAUUCAUCGACCGCUUCAUAAGUGAUGAGAUUCUUGGGAAGAGGACAAUCGCACACUUCAAUCCCUUUAGGAGUGACCAAACUCACUUUUUACAACAUGUUAACUCAGCCUUCUUUAAUUUUUCUUUUUGAAGGCUGAAUUGGCAUAGCAUUAGCAUAAGCAUUAUGCUCCUCAUUAUUCAAUCAACAAUUUUUUGAAAAGCAUUUAGAAUAGCAUUUAUGAUGCAAAUGCUCUCCAAAUGCCCUCUACCCAAUGCUUUCAUAUGAAGUUUUUGGUAGAGCAUAUGCAUUUAAAAUAUAUAAAAUUCUUAAAAUAAUUUAAUAGAAUUAAUUUGUUUUAUAUUAUAGUAUCACAAAUUUUAUAUACAUCCAAAAAUUAUAUAUUUUAAAAAAAUUAAUUUUAAAUUUUUUAAAAAAAUCAAAAAAACAAUUUUAAUAAAAUAUUACUUAAAAAGAAACUUAAAUGAAUAUAAAUUUUUCAAUAAAAUUAUUUUUCUUUUAAAAUAUAAUUAAUUAAAUAUAAUUCAUUAUUACCAAUAAAAUUUAAAAUUAACAAAAAUAUAUAUAAUAAAUAUAAUGUAUCUAUAUUAUUCAGAAAUAAACUAAUUAUAUUUUAUAUACUAAUUUAUAUGAUAAUUUUAUAUAUAAAUUAUCUAUUGCUAUACCAAUCACUGUAUUAAUUGUAUUUAUAAGAGCACUCUGUUUAUGUAGCAGAAUGCUUCUAUUGCAUAAUGCUACUGCUUUGCCAUCUGCUUUACCAGUCGAAACCGAAAUCAAUUUGUUUUGAAGUUGCGGACAGUAAAUAAAGAACUAGGAAAGGAAAAGACAACAUUUGCAAUAGUCAAAUACUCCAAAUUUGUAAGAUAUGAAAGAUUCAAACCUUUUAGCAAGUUCUUAUUAUGUACAUUCAUUAAUAUAUUUAUAUUGAUUAUUUUAAAUUAUUCCAAAAUUAUUUUACAAAAACAAUUUUACUUCCUAAGUUGGAUAUAUUAUUAUUUUGGUAUUUAAUAUCUUUAUUCCAUAAUAUUUAGCAUGAAUGGUCUAAUUUCAUUGUGCAUGCUUUCGAUAAAAAAAAUUCAUCAUAAAACAAAUAAGAAAAAAAUUAAAAACUUCAAUAGAAAUUUCUACCUGUCACAAAUGAACAAAAAUCAAAGGAAAAUAUAUUUACCUACAUUAUGUGUAUUUCAACUUUUAACCAAAAAAAAGUUGAAAACCUAAAAGAGUUAAAAUCUGUUACUAUAUAUUUGCCGAGAAGAAAAAUUCAAGUAAGGUAUAAAAUAAUCUAAAUAUUUGGCAAAUAAAGAAAUGAAAUCAUAAGAAUAUGUGAAAUCCAACUUAAAUAGAAUAUAAAAAAAAAUGAAAAAGAAGAGAGAAAAGAAAGAUGGAAAGAAAAUGAUAAGAAAUGUAUUAAUCCUUUUGAUAAAUUAAACUGAAAAAUAAAAAUAAAACCAGAUUAAACCGAACUAAAACCGAACUGAACACACACCAAACCGAACUAAAACCAAACUAAACCAAAUUAAUUUUUGGAUUGACUUUGGUUCAAGUUUUUUUAGACCCAAAUAACCCAAACCAUACCGAACCCGUAACUAAAUCGUAAUGCCCUACAACAUGUUGACUCAGCCUUGUUUUCUUUUUCAAGGCUGACUUGACUAUGUUCUAAAAAAAAUUAAAAUUUACAAACUCGUCUAAUACUAAUAUGAAAUUUACAUUUGGCAAGUUCUUGAGUGUCUUUGAGAUUAGUUAUUUCCAGCUAUUUAACCUAAAUAUCAUAAUUCAAACUACUAAUGUAUUCUGCUGUUUUUAGAAUAAUGGGGAAAAAUCUAGAGACAUGUAAUAUGGAUUCUCAGUAUUAUUAACUCGAAAUCAAAUCAAUUUGUUUUGAAUUAUGGAGAGCAAAGCAAAAAAAAAAACUAGGAAAAUAGGGGGAAAGACAACAUUGCAAUAGUCUAAUACUCCAAAUUUGUAAGAUAUGAAAGAUUCAAACCCUCUAUCAAGUUAUUAUAUAUUAACUAAUAUAUUUAUAUUUAUUAUUUAAAUUAAUACCAAAAUUAUUGUACAAUAAUAUUUUUACUUCUUAAGUUUGGCUAUACUAUAUUAUUUUGUCCUUGAUUCAUUGAUUUCAUAAGAUUUAGCAUGAAAUAUUCUCUAAUUUCAUUGUGCCUGCUUUCGAUUAAAAAAAUUCACCAUAAAACAAAUAAGAAAAAAAUAAUAUUUUUCCAUAGAAAUUUCCACCCGUCACAAAUGAACAAGACCAGAGAAAAAAUAUCUUUUCAUAUAUCAUUUUAUGUGGAUUUCAACUUUUAACCAAAAAAAGCUAAAACCCAAAAAAGAGUUAAAAUCUCUUACUUCUGUAUUUGCCAAGAAUAAAAAUCCUAGUAAGGUAUAAAAUAAUCUAAAUAUUUGGCAAAUAAAGAAACAGAAUCAAAAGGAUAUAUGAAAUCCAACUUAAAUAGAAUUUUCUAAAAGAUUACAUCCUUUCGCAAAAGCCAUCAAAUAAAGGAUUCACCUCACAUAGUCGGCGCCACCAGCACGGCUUGCGAGCUCGGCUUACCAGUCCAAAUGCUCGGCCUAGGUGCUUGGCCCAUAAAGCACGGCUCAGCCCAUUAGGUCAAACAAACUUAGGGCGAACAUAUGAAAAUGUUUAUCUAUAAAAGGAGGACAAGAGCAACUAAGGAGGAGAUCCAAAUCUUAUUUUUUCUUGUGACAUAUUCUAAUGACUAUAAAUUUUUUAUCAGUUUCAGUUUUGAAAAACUUUUCCACAAAAUGCUAAUAGUUUCGUAUGAGAACAUAUUGUUGCUUUUAUCCACAAUUUUCUUAUUUUUUGUCCUUAGAAAGCUUUUCUUGUUUUAUAACUUUUCUUUGUUGUUGCUGCUGCAUUGAGAUGAAUAUAUAAGAUGGUCGAAUAAAAAUUCAGAGAUGGACACUCUAGAAUGUUUCUCCUUCUUUAAUGUGAAUUUUGUAGUUUUUCUUCCUGGUUAUUAUAAUUUGAUGGUUGUGAGAUUAAAAAAAAAGCCACUUGAUGGUCAAACUCUUUAAUUGAGUAGAAAAGAUCCAAAGAUAUCAUAGAUAUAAUGAAAUUUUUUUCUAGAUUUUUAAAUAUCUUUAGAUGAUUCUAUUAUUUAGAAUUUAGGUUACAUAAGUGUAUGUAUUCCAACCUUUAUGAUUACUAGGUGAACCCCUGCAUAUACAUGUGGGUUUUCAAUAAAUUUUAUAUCUCCAUCUCAAUGCAGUACAACAACAAAAGAAAAGUUUUAAAACAAUAAUAGCUUUGUAAGGACAAAAAAAAAAAAAUUGUGGAUCUGCUGACAUAAGCGCAUUGCAAACUCAGCCUCUUGAUGUUCUUGAGGUAACGCACGAUGUCCUCAGCAGUCUCUUUUCCUAAACCACCCAAAUAUUUUAAGUUUGUGAGGUUAUUACAGCUCUCUCCCACUACUUGAAACUCAAAAGUCUCAGUGAGAGGGUCAUCAUGAGCGAUAAUCAAUGUCUUCAGAUUCUUCCAUUUACUGAACGCAAACCCAAAUGAAUUCUUGGAUAGGUAGCACCAGCGCGGUAAAACAAGUUUCUCUAUGUUUGGCAUGCUAUCAUGAAACAAAAGAAAAUGAGAUUCCUGAGACGAUAAACACUCAUUGACAAGACUUUAAAAAUUAUUAUUGCUUUAAAUUUUAUUUUAAUAAAUAAGAUAGCCAUAUCACUUAAUUUUGCUUGUGACAUAUUCGAAUGAUUAUAAUUUUUUUAUCAGUUUCAGUUUUGAAAAACUCUUUUCGACAAAAUGAUAAUAGUUUCGUAUGAGAACAUGUUGUUGCUUUUUUCCACAAUUUUCUUAUUUUUUUUGUCCUUAGAAAGCUAUUGUUGGGAUUGUUAAACCCCAUGUCCAACUCUCUAUUAUCCGAUUAGUACGAUAUUGCCCACUUUGGGCCUAAUUGGCAAGCCCGCAUGGAUUUACUUUUGGUUUCCAUCCCAAAAAGCCUCGUACUAUUAGAGUUGGACAUCUCUUUAUAUAUUAGACACUCCUUGUCUAAUUCUCCAAUGUGGGAGUUAGUUUGUUAUAUCACAUUCUCCCCUUCAAACUAAGGAUCACAUUCAUCUCGUGUCCCACAACUGACUUCCAGGAUCUUCUAACUCGAUAUCUGCUACACACUUCUUAUUCCUAACUCAUAGGAUACCCAUUCAUCACUCAUUCAUCAUUCAAAGGGUAUUUCGGUCUUUCUUGCAGAUUUCUCGUCAACUGCGCUCUGAUACCAAUUGUUGGGAUUGUUAAACCCCAUGUCCAACUCUCUAUUAUCCGAUUAGUACGAUAUUGUCUACUUUGGGCCUAAUUGGCAAGCCCGCAUGGAUUUACUUUUGGUUUUCAUCCCAAAAGACCUCGUAAUAUUAGAGUUGGACAUCUCUUUAUAUAUUAGACACUCCUUAUCUAAUUCUCCAAUGUGUGACUUAAUUUGUUAUAUCACAGCUAUUGUUGUUUUUAAAACUUUUCUUUUGUUAUUGUACUGCAUUGGGAUGGAGAUAUAAGAUGGUCGAUUAAAAAUUCAGAGAUGGACACUCUAGAAUGUUUCUCCUUCUUCAAUGUGAUUUUUGUAGUUUUUCUUCCUGGUUAUUAAAUUUGAUGGUUGUGAGUUUAAAAAAAAAGCCACUUGAUGGUCAAACUCUUUAAUUGAGUAGAAAAGAUCCCAAGAUAUCAUAGAUAUAAUGAAAUUUUCUCUAGAUUUGUAUAUAUCUUAAGAUGAUUCUAUUAUUUAGAAUUUAGGUUACAUAAGUGUAUGUAUUCCAACCUUUAUGAUUACUAGGUGAACCCCUGCAUAUACAAGUGGAUUUUUAAUAAAUAUUCUCUAAUUUAAUGUUUUUAUAUGAAUAUUUCUUAGUGUUUCAGUUAUAAGAUUGAAAAUUUUGGUUAUAAAUCUUAUUAUCAUGUAAACACCUAACUUUUUAAGAUUGAAAGUUAACUUGCGGUUUCUUAUUAUACUUCCUAAUUAGCUUUGCCCCUUUCAUCAUCACUCUAUCACAAUAAGUGUUUUUCUUCCUCUGAGCCCCGCUCUCUUCCUCCUUUCGUUCUCAGACACUCUUCAACUUCUACGAAAUCCAAUUGCAAAUCCUUCCACCAGAGUAGAAGAUAAUCGCUAUAAGAAUUGAAAUGUUGAAUCUGUUAGAGCAUUCAAAUAUUUUUAGAGAGUAAUUGUAGUUUACAAUAUUGAAAGCACUUACAGACUUUUAAUAAAUACACUAGGAUAAGACCUGCGCCUUGCGCAUGGUAAAUUUAUAUGAAAAUUAUUUAAGAAAUAUCUUAUAAAAAAUAAAAUUUUAUUAUUGACUGAAUUAAUAUUUUUGGCCCUUAAACAAUUUUUUAAAAAAUUUUUUUGUUAAUUACAUUUUUUUUCAAAUGAACUGAUCCAAUUUUUUAAAAUAUUUUAGGUCAAAAAAUUAUUUAUCGCAUAAAAACCUAAUGUUUACGCCGAAAAAUCUUAUACCUACUAUUUGGUUACAUUGAAACUAUACCAGCUCGGUUUUAUGUCAUGAUUUAGCAAUUUAAAAGUUAAUUAUGGUUAUGAUAAGUUUACGUUCACGUGUCAAUCCUAUUUAUCUUCGAUAUUUUUCUCAUUUUUGUGUCAUUUUGGUUAUUGUUCGAUAUAAAUAUUGAUUUUUGAGUUUAUUCUCAUUUCUUUCUUUUAUUUUGGCUUGAGAUUUAGAAAAUGUUUAAGAUUCAAAAUUAAUAAAGGGAUAUAUACUUAGGUUAAGAUAUGCCCCUUGUGCAGAAUAAAUAUUUUAUAUUUCUUGCUUAUUUUAUUUUUUUCUGCAUAUUAUGAAAUAAAAAAAUAAUAAUUAUAUAUUAAAUAACUAAGAAAUCGGUUACUAUUAAGUAAUAAAUUAGCUUGCACAUAUAAAUCAACUGACCGCUCUUGUUUAUUCGCAAUCAUUUUAGGAUAAAAAAAUCAAAACAAUCAAUCUUAUCUAUUGUAUAUGAUAUAUAAUUAAAUUUAAACGAUAUGAAGUAUAUAUAUAUAUAUAUAUAUAUAUAUUAACAUAAACACCUAUUAAAAUAAAAUUAUUUAUUUAUAUGAUUUUAUUAUCAUUGUAUCUUAUUAUAGAAAAAAUUUAAACAUUGAUUACAAAAUUUUAUGUAAGACUUUUAACAGUUUUAAUAAUGAUAGGAGAGUGUUCUUGAUUGCUUGCUGUUAGAGAUAGUAAUCGUAAUUUACACUACUUUUUUUUUUACAUUUAUAUUCCUUUAGAAAAAGUAUUAAAAAAAACUAAAACUAUGACUAUUGAAAAAAACUCAUAACUAUAAACAUACAGCUGGGACCACCUCUAAUUCUCUGUCUUUCAACUGAAAUUCGCUCAUGUAUUUGAUUAGAAGGCUGCAUUGCUUUGUUUCUUUCUUGGCAGCAUUGCACCACUUCUAACCUCUAUGUGCAGAGUUUCAUUCUUUGAAACGUUCAUUGGGUUGGUAAAUCUGAAGAGAAUAGUAUCAACUGGAAUUCAUGCCUAUUCAUUUGAUGUAAUUAAACUUUAGAUAUUCAUAACCUUUUUGCAUCAAAAUAGAAUUUAACUAGUAUAGCACCUUUCACCGAUACAUUGUCUACCAUAUCACUCUCUGUGGCGUAGGUAGAAGAAAGCUAACAAUUUUUUUUGAUAAAUACACCAUCAUUAAUGUUUUUGAAAACUACACUAUCUACUAAGUGAAUUGACUAAAUUAUCCUUUUCAAAUACUUUAAACUAUCUUAAUAUUCAAAUUAAACCGAACUAAAACUGAACUGAAAAAUACAAAUUAAACCAAAUUAAACCAAACUAAAACUGAACUAAAACCGAACUGAACACAAACCAAACCGAAGUAAAACCAAACCAAAUUAAUUUUGGAUUGACUUUCGUUCAAGUUUUCUUAGACCCAAAUAACCCAAACCACACUGAACCCGUAACUAAACCGAAACGCCCUACAACAUGUUGACUCACCUUGUUUUCUUUUUCAAGGCUGACUUGACUAAGUUCUAAAACAUUUUAAAUUUACAAACUCGUCUAAUAUUAAUAUGAAAUUUACAUUUGGCAAUAACUUGUGUCUAAGUUCUUGAGUGUCUUUGAGAUUAGUUGUUUCCAACUAUUUAACCUAAAUAUCAUAAUUCAAACUACUAAUGUAUUCUGCUGUUUUUAGAAUAAUGGAGAAAAAUCUAGAGACAUGUAAUAUGGAUUUUCAGUAUUAUUAACUCGAAAUCAAAUCAAUUUGUUUUGAACAAAUGGAGAGCAAAGCAAAAAAAAAAAAGACUAGGAAAAGGAAAGACAACAUUUGCAAUAGUCUAAUACUCCAAAUUUGUAAGAUAUGAAAGAUUCAAACCCUCUAUCAAGUUCUUAUAUAUUAACUAAUAGAUAUACAUUUAUUAUUUAAAAUUAUACCAAAAUUAUUGUACAACAAUAUUUUUACAUCUUAAGUUUGGCUAUACUAAAUUAUUUUGUAUUUGAUUCAUUGAUUUCAUAAGAUUUAGCAUGAAAUAUUCUCUAAUUUCACUGUGCCUGCUUUCGAUAAAAAAAAUCACCAUAAAACAAAUAAGAAAAAGUUAAUAUUUUCCAUAGAAAUUUCCUCCCGUCACAAAUGAACAAGAACCAGAGAAAAAAAUAUCUUUUCGUAUAUCAUUUUCUGUGUAUUUCAACUUUUAACCAAAGAAAGCUAAAACCCAAAAAGAGUUAAAAUCUCUUACUUCUGUAUUUGCCAAGAAGAAAAAUUCUAGUAAGGUAUAAAAUAAUCUAAAUAUUUGGCAAAUAAAGAAACAAAAUCAAAAGGAUAUAGAAAAUCAAACUUAAAUAGAAUUUUCUAAAAGAUUACAUCCCUUCACAAAAGCCAUCUUUAUUUGAUUCGCCUCACAUAGUCGGCUUGGCUUGACUUUACUCGGCACCACCAGCUCGGCUUGCGAGCUCGGCUUGUGAGCUCGGCUUAACAGUCCGAAUGCUAGGUCUAGGUGUUUGGCCCAUAAAGCACGGCUCAGCCCAUUAGGUCAAACAAACUUAGGGCGAACAUAUGAAAAUGUUUAUCUAUAAAAGGAGGACAAGAGCAACUAAGGAGGAGAUCCAAACUUGAACACACACAUAGACUGACGGCUAUAAAUUAGGAUUUUGCUCUUUACUCUUCUCUCCGACUUUUACUUUCCUGGCUAGCUCAGACGACAAAAGUUGAGCCGUGAUGGACAAGGCAGACAGCUCAAGACAAGUUUCAAAAUGGAAAACUCUGGACAGGGGCAUACUUUCCGUUAUCUUCCGCAAGCUAAACGUAGAGGACCUUACCAUGGGAGCGUCAGGCGUCUGCAUCUCCUGGUUCCUUGCCGCCCACAAUAAAAGUCUAUGGAACACUGUUGACCUUGAUAAGUUCCGACAAACAGAUAAAGACCUAAGACUUAAUGAACUAAGAUAUAGGAUUGUUUUUACGGAAAACUUCAAGGAUUCUGACAUUAGUGAAACAAGCAGAAGUCUCAGGAAUAUCACCAAGUUUAGCCGCAGUGCCCCGGUGAAUUUGGUCUUUGGCUGUUGUUCCUCUUUAGAUGACGAAAUUCUCAUGUUCGCUGCUGCCAGCAUGCCAAACAUAGAGAAACUUGUUUUGCCGCGCUGGUGCUACCUAUCCAAGAAUUCAUUUGGGUUUGCGUUCAGUAAAUGGAAGAAUCUGAAGACAUUGAUUGUCGCUCAUGAUGUCCCUCUCACAGAGACUUUUGAGUUUCAAGUAGUGGGAGAGAACUGUAGUAACCUCACAAACUUAAAAUAUUUGGGUGGUUUAGGAAAAGAGACUGCUGAGGAAAUCGUGCGUUACUUCAAGAACAUCAAGAGGCUGAGUUUGCAAUGCGCUUAUGUCAGCAGACCAGGAGUUUUGUUGCUAAUUACAGGCCUCCAAAACCUUGCGAUCCUUAAUGUUUCACAUUGUAAAGAGUUUGAUGACGAGACGGUAACUAUGGACAAUAUUGUACAAGCCGCCACUCAGAAGCGUGUCAGAUUUAUACUUUGUUCAAACAAUUGUACUUGCAGAAACAAGCCAUGGUUGGAAGGGCUCACGACGUAUGGUUCUGAGAGUUGGCGAAAUGAUGAGAUAAAGGAACUUGAGUUCUGAACUUCAAAAAAAAAUAUAAAUCGAUGGGACUCCACCUCGGCUUCUAUUCUAUCCGACAUUAUCUGUUUCUUGAAGUCUAUUUAGGUUCUCUUCAUUUAACGUGUAAUGUUUUUGUUUUUAUUCGCUUUAUUUCUACAUAUAUGUAAUAUGCUGUUCAACAACAACCAUAUAUCUUCCAAAAUGGUAUAAAUUCUAACAUUUGUACCAAAAAAUGUUUUUCGAAGUUCUUUAUCAAAUUAUCUUGCAGUUUCUUAGUAAACAUUUUUUUUUAAUUUCUUAGUAAACAUUACAUUUACAUAUGUAGCUCUUAGCCGUGCAAGAUAAUACUUUUACAUUACAAAUUGUAUACAUAAGCGAUAAACAAAAUUUAUGCCCUUAUUCAGAAAAAAAUAUCUUAGAAAUACCAUCAUUGUUACAAAAAAAAGCUAGAAACAAAAUUAAUACUUUUAACAUUUUUUCUUCUUCUUUUUCCUAUAAACAUUCAUUGACAAGACUUUAAAAACUAUUAUUGCUUAAAAAUUUAUUUUAAUAGGUAAGAUAGCCAAAUCACUUAAUUUUUCUUGUGACGUAUUCAAAUGAUUAUACACUUUUUAUCAGUUUCAGUUUUGAAAAACUCUUUUCGACAAAAUGUUAAUAGUUUCGUAUGAGAACAUAUUUGUAAGCAAUUUUCUUAUUUUUUUGUCCUUAGAUAUCUGUUGUUGUUUUAUAACUUUUCUUUUGUUGUUGUUGCUGUAUUGAGAUGGAGAUAUAAGAUGGUCGAAUAAAAAUUCAGAGGUGGACACUCUAGAAUGUUUUUCCUUCUUCAAUGUCAUUUUUGUAGUUUUUCUUCCUGGUAAUUAUAAUUUGAUGGUUGUGAGAUAUUAUAUCCACUUGAUGGUCAAACUUUUUAAUUGAGUAGAAAUGAUCCGUAGAUAUCAAAGAUAUAAUGAAAAAAAGAUUCUAGAAUUUUAUAUAUCUUUAGAUGAUUCUAUUAUUUAGAAUUUAGGUUACGUAAGUGUAUGUAUUCCAACAUUUAUGAUUACUAGGUGAACCCCUGCAUACACAUGUGGGUUUUCAAUAAAUUAUUCUCUAAUUUAAUGUCUAGGUUUUUUUUUUUGAAUAUUUGUUUUAGUAUUUCAGUUAUAAGAUUGAAAAUUUUGGUUAUAAUUCUUAUUAUCUUGUAAACCCCUAACUUUUUAAGAUUGAAAGUUAACUUGCGGUUUGUUAUUAUACUUCCCAAUUAGCUUUGCCCCUUUCAUCAUCACUCUAUCACAAUAAGUGUUUUUCUUCCUCUUGAGCCCCACUCUCUUCCUCCUUUCGUUCUCAGACACUCUUCAACUUCUAUCAAAUCCAAUUGCAAACCCUUCCAUCAGAGCAGAAGAUAAUCGCUAUAAGAAUUGAAAUGUUGAAUCUGUUAGAGCAUUCAAAUAUUUAUAGAGAGUAAUUAUAGUUUACAAUAUUGAAAGCACUUACAGACCUUUAAUAAAUACAUAGGAGAGUGUUCUUGAUUGCUUGCUUUUAGAGAUAGUAAUCAUAAUUUACACUACUUUUUUAACAUAUAUAUUCCUUGAGAAAAAACUAUUGAAAAAAACUUAAACUAUAAACAUACAGCUGGGACCAUCUCUAGUUCUCUGUCUUUUGACUGAAAUUCGCUCAUGUUCUGUGAAAAAAAAACUUAAAAAAUAUACUUGAGAGAAUUGUCCUAACAUUAUUUUUUAUCUUAUUUACUUUUAAGAAAAACAUUAUUUCUCCUUUUGUAGUAAUGAGGACGAAAAAUCCUUAAAUAUAUACAAAUAAUAAGUGAAAUAAAAUAACUGUAUAAGCAUUUUGGUGAAAUUUUUGUUCAAAGAAAAACAGGAGUUAUACUACAUGUUAAGUUUACAACUAAAACUUUUGGCUUUGAAAAUAUAGUUUUCAAAGCUAAAAGUACUAUAAAUGAUUGUCUUUGAGCUUAACUCGAUUCUGGCAUACAAAGCAAGUCAUAAACGAAUAAUACUUUGCAUUCUGGUCAUUAGUAAGUGUAUUAUGUUAUGUAUAUGGCGGUCUUAUACAAUGGAGGUAGAGAUGAAAAUUAUGGAUCUAGACCGCGGACCUAAAUCGUAAAGUAUUGUUGCGGGACGGUGUUGGGACGAGGUUUUUUAGGUCCGCAAAUUUUCGAGCCUCGCGAGACGAGUUUUUGUGGGAUUGGGUUUUUGCGGGAUGGCCAAAACAGGUUAUGCGGGAUUAUAUGAACCCGCAUUUUUUUUCAUUUCUUAUUUUACCUGAAAAAUGAGAAAGAAAGUGAGAAAAAGCGAUUCUUGCGAAUUUUCUCCCAGAAAACAUAAAGAGGUCUGGUGAUGAUGAUUCGAGCUCCAGCGAUGACGAUUCGAGUUCUUGUGGUGUUUUGAUUUGGUUUUCUCUUUUUAUUAUACACAACUAUGAAUUGCUUUAUUACAAUGUGAUAUUUCUUGUUUAAGUUGAUUGAUUUUGUUUUCAGUACUGUGAAGUGAUGUUUUUCUUAAAUUAAUAAAAAUGGUUACAAUGGUGUUGUUUAGGAAAAAAGUUAGUUGUAUAUCACGCCACUUGUAUAAUUUGGCAAAGUGAUUCACAAUUUUUUUUGCAAUCCAAAUAAUAAAAGAGAGAUGGUUUGAUGAAAAUAUAUAACACUUGAGCCAAAUUAUUACAAAUACAACAACUCAAUCAGAUUCAAACUUAACAAAAGCUUAUGCUAAUAACAAAA
Brassica rapa (field mustard) is the source of this 15945-nucleotide messenger RNA. Its product is annotated as putative F-box protein At4g11580. NCBI's taxonomy places the organism in Eukaryota, Viridiplantae, Streptophyta, Magnoliopsida, Brassicales, Brassicaceae. The record is from RefSeq and is a predicted model, not a curated record. Gene Ontology annotation, molecular function: protein binding.